Molecule: messenger RNA, 1111 nt
Organism: Brassica oleracea var. oleracea
Lineage: Eukaryota; Viridiplantae; Streptophyta; Magnoliopsida; Brassicales; Brassicaceae
Product: thaumatin-like protein 1b
Exons: 3
Coding region: 130-954 (274 amino acids)
Biological process (GO): defense response
Cellular component (GO): extracellular region
Source: RefSeq, a predicted model, not a curated record
CGCUUCGAUUCGGGUUAAUUCUCUUCUUCCACUCAAGACUCACUCUCUCUCCACUAUUAUAUCAUCCGCGGCUGUGAAAGUAAAGUUGUUUGGGUUUCAUCAGAGUUUUGAUUAAUCGAAACAGAGAAGAUGGCUCAUCGAAUCCUCCUGUUUGUGAUCUUGUUGGUUUCUCUUUCAGAAGUUGAGCCUGUUUCGUUCAAGAUCACCAAUCGUUGCCGGAACACCAUCUGGCCCGGUUUUCUCUCCGGCGCCACCUCACCCCCUCUUCCCACUACUGGCUUUCGCCUCUCCCGUGGAAAAUCCAAGUCCGUCACAAUUCCGCCGUCGUGGUCCGGUCGUCUCUGGGCUCGAACCUUGUGCUCCCGAGAUCCGAGCUCCGGUUCUUUCUCCUGCUUAACCGCUGACUGCGGCUCCGGUAAGGUCGAGUGUUCGGGCUCCGGAGCUAAACCUCCCGCAACGCUCGCCGAGUUCACCCUCAACGGCACCGGGGGACUAGACUUCUACGACGUCAGUCUCGUCGACGGCUACAACCUCCCGGUGCUAAUCUUGCCCAAGAAAAUCGUCCUUGGAGGAUGCGGAGCCACCGGGUGUCUCGUUGACUUGAACGGCGCCUGUCCCAGAGACCUUAAGCUGGUGGCACGUGGGAGAAGGGGCGGCGUGGCGUGCCGCAGCGCCUGCGAGGCGUUCGGAGACCCGCGGUAUUGCUGCAGCGAUGCUUACGCCACGCCUGACACGUGUCAGCCUUCGGUAUACUCGCUCUUCUUCAAGCACGCUUGUCCACGCGCCUACAGCUACGCGUAUGACGACAAGACGAGCACCUACACUUGCGCCACCGGAGCAGACUACGUCAUCAUCUUCUGUCCGCCGCCGUAUACAAGCGCGAAGCUGUUAGGAUCGAGGAAAGACGGGGCGACACUUCCGCUAGUAAACAAGAGCAUGAUACAUUUGCAGUAGCUCCUCUUCUCAUUCUUCUUUCAGGGCAGCAGAUAGCAAAAAAAUUAUGUAUAGAAAACGCCGCCGUCAAAUGUGAUACAACAACUACUAGUAGUACGGUAGACAAAUUGUAAAUGUUCUAAUACUCUUAUUUUGCCCCAAUUCCUUUCUUGUUUCA